AUGGCAGACUCUGGGGUGAGCACCGUGACGCCCGAGGAGGAGACCAAGCCUGACUGGAAGACCCUGCAGAUCUUGCGAGACAUGGCUAGUCGCCUGCGCAUCCAUUCUAUCAGGGCUGCCUGCGCUUCGAGCUCCGGCCAUCCCACGUCCUCCAGUAGUGCUGCUGAGGUCAUGGCCGUGCUGUUCUUUCACAUCAUGAGGUAUAAACAGGAGGACCCGGAGAACCCAGAUAAUGACCGUUUCAUCCUCUCCAAGAGGCUGUCAUUUGUUGAUGUGGCAACCGGAUGGCUUGGGCAAGGACUGGGGGCUGCUUGUGGGAUGGCAUAUACUGGCAAGUACUUUGACAAAGCCAGCUACCGGGUGUUCUGCCUCUUGGGAGAUGGUGAGUCCUCAGAAGGCUCCGUCUGGGAAGCAUUGGCUUUUGCUUCCCACUACAAUCUGGAUAACCUUGUGGCCAUCUUCGACGUGAACCGCCUGGGCCACAGUGGUGCCUUGUCCAUUGAGCACUGCGUGGAUGUCUAUCAGAAGCGCUGCGAAGCCUUUGGGUGGAAUACUUACGUGGUGGACGGACGUGAUGUGGAGGUACUGUGCCAGGUGUUCUUGGAGGCAAGUCAAGUAAAGAACAAGCCCACUGCUGUAGUUGCCAAAACCUUCAAGGGCCGGGGCACUCCAAGUAUUGAAGAUGCAGAAAAUUGGCAUGGAAAGCCAGUGCCAAAAGAGCGAGCUGAUGCGAUUAUCAAACUAAUUGAGAGCCAGAUACAGACCAACGAGAAUCUUGACCCAAAACCCCCUGUUGAAGACUCACCUCAAAUCAACAUCCUAGAUAUAGAAAUGAUUUCUCUACCUGCUUACACAGUUGAUGAGAAGGUAGCUACUCGGAAAGCAUGUGGUUUGGCGCUGGCUAAACUGGGCCACGCAAACGAUAGAGUCAUUGUGCUGGAUGGUGACACCAAGAACUCCACCUUCGCAGACAUAUUCAAGAAGGAGCACCCUGAGCGCUUCAUUGAAUGUUUUCUUGCUGAGCAAAACAUGGUGAGCGUGGCACUGGGAUGUGCCACCCGUGGUCGGACUGUUGCUUUUGUCAGCACCUUCGCUGCCUUUUUGACCCGAGCAUUUGAUCAAAUCCGGAUGGGAGCCGUUUCUCAAACCAACAUCAACCUUGUUGGGUCCCACUGUGGAAUAUCUGUUGGUGAAGAUGGCGCCUCCCAGAUGGCCCUGGAGGAUCUGGCCAUGUUCCGAGCUGUUCCCAACUGCACUAUUUUCUAUCCAAGUGAUGCCAUCUCAACAGAACAUGCUGUUUUCCUGGCAGCCAAUAGCACGGGGAUAUGCUAUAUUCGGACCAGCCGACCAGAAACUGCAGUUAUUUACACCCAACAAGAAAGCUUUGAGAUCGGACGGGCCAAGGUCCUCCGCCACAGUGUCAAUGACAAAGUCACGGUUAUUGGAGCUGGAGUUACACUGCAUGAAGCCUUAGCAGCUGCCGAAGAUCUUUCCAAGCAAGAUAUUUCCAUCCGUGUCAUUGACCUGUUUACCAUUAAACCGCUGGAUACUGUCACCAUCAUGUCCAGUGCAAAAGCCACAGGUGGCCGUAUUAUCACAGUGGAGGAUCACUACUCAGAAGGUGGCAUUGGGGAGGCCGUCGCUGCAGCUGUCUCUAUGGAGCCUGACAUCUUGGUCCAUCAGCUGGCAGUGGCAGGAAUCCCUCGGAGUGGGAAGCCCAGUGAGCUGCUAGAUAUGUUUGGAAUCAGUGCGAAACACAUCAUAGUGGCUGUGAAAUGUAUGUUGAUGAACUAA
Messenger RNA from Puma concolor (puma), 1794 nucleotides. The record is from RefSeq and is a predicted model, not a curated record. Lineage: Eukaryota; Metazoa; Chordata; Mammalia; Carnivora; Felidae.